AUGCCCACCCUGCGAUCUUCCUCCUCCUCCUCCUCUCAGCGCCACAGCUCCUCCCCAAGCAGCGUGUCCUCCUGUCUGCAAAAAGGUGGACAGAGGGGCUUGCCUGCUUCACCUGGUUCCUCUUAUGAUGAGAGGGACUGGGGCCAGACUUCAAAGGGGGAUAGUGAUUCUUUAUCAGCUGAUGAAGACAGUGACUUUGAAGACAGCUUGAGACGAAAUGUGAAGAAGAGAGCGGCAAGACGACCACUCAAAACAACUCCAGUGGCAAAACAACCAAAAAAGGGGUCCAAAAGGGUACGUGCUCGCCACCAGAAGGAGUCAGAGCCACCAGCCAGUGAUCUCUUUGAAGCUGUGAAAGCUGCCAAAAGUGACAUGCAGUCUCUGGUGGAUGAGUGGCUGGAUAGCUACAAGCAAGACCAGGAUGCAGGAUUCCUGGACCUCAUUAACUUUUUCAUUCGAUCUUGUGGUUGUAAAGGCACUGUGACCCUCGAGAUGUUCAAGAAGAUGUCCAACUCUGAGAUCAUCCGCCACCUAACGGAACAGUUUAAUGAGGACUCAGGGGACUAUCCCUUAACAGCUCCAGGUCCAUCCUGGAAGAAGUUCCAUGGUAGCUUCUGUGAGUUCGUGAGAACCUUGGUCUGUCAGUGCCAGUACAGCUUCCUCUAUAAUGGCUUCCCCAUGGACAACCUCAUCUCCCUGCUUACUGGCCUUUCAGACUCCCAAGUCCGAGCCUUCCGUCAUACUAGCACCCUGGCUGCCAUGAAGUUGAUGACUUCUUUGGUGAAGGUCGCUCUCCAGCUGAGCCUGCACAAAGACAACAAUCAGCGUCAGUACGAGGCUGAGCGGAGCAAGGGCCCAGGGCAGAGAGCACCGGAGCGGCUGGAGAGCCUGCUGGAGAAACGCAAAGAGCUCCAAGAACAUCAAGAGGAUAUUGAGGGAAUGAUGAAUGCCCUUUUCAGGGGUGUCUUUGUACAUCGGUACCGGGAUGUCCUUCCUGAGAUACGUGCUAUCUGCAUCGAGGAGAUUGGGUCUUGGAUGCAGAGCUACAGUACCUCAUUCCUCACUGACAGCUAUUUAAAAUAUAUUGGCUGGACCCUGCAUGAUAAGCAUCGAGACGUCCGUCUGAAGUGCCUGAAGGCUCUGGAAGGGCUGUACAGCAACCGGGACUUGACUGCACGCCUGGAGCUCUUCACCAGCCGCUUCAAGGAUCGGAUGGUUUCCAUGGUUAUGGACAGAGAUUAUGACGUGGCAGUGGAGGCCGUCAGACUGCUAACGCUCAUCCUGCAGAACAUGGAGGGGGUGCUGACAGACACAGACUGUGAAAGCGUCUACCCUGUUGUAUACGCCUCCAACCGAGCCCUGGCCUCUGCUGCAGGAGAGUUUCUCUACUGGAAGCUCUUCUACCCUGAGUGUGAGACAAGAACGGGCAGUGGAAGAGAACGACACCAAAGCCCACGCUCCCAAAGGACUUUCUUUCACCUCCUGCUGACCUUCUUUGUGGAGAGCGAGCUCCAUAACCAUGCUGCUUACUUAGUAGACAGCCUGUGGGACUGUGCGGGGUCUCAGCUGAAGGACUGGGACAGUCUGACAAGCCUGCUGCUGGAGAAGGAUCACAACCUGGGCGAUGUGCAGGAGAGCACACUGAUAGAAAUCCUUGUGUCCAGUGUCCGGCAAGCUUCAGAAGGCCACCCACCUGUGGGGCGGAUCACUGGGAAGAAGGGCUUAACCUCUAAAGAACGUAAGAUCCAAGCUGAUGACAAGGUGAAGCUGACUGAGCACCUCAUCCCGCUGCUGCCCCAGCUCCUGGCCAAGUUCUCAGCUGAUGCCGAGAAGGUGGCCCCUCUGCUGCAGCUUCUCAGCUACUUUGACCUCAACAUCUACUGCACCAGGCGCCUGGAGAAGCACCUGGAGCUGCUCUUGGAGCAACUCCAGGAGGUGGUGGUGAAGCAUGCUGAGCCAGCGGUGCUUGAGGCCGGAGCUCACGCCCUCUAUCAGCUCUGUAAGCCUGAGUUCACGUUCUUCAGCCGGGUGGACUUUGCCCGCAGCCAACUGGUGGAUCUACUGACCGACCGCUUCCAGCAGGAGCUAGAAGAGCUACUGCAGUCUUCCUUCCUAGAUGAGGAUGAGGUAUAUAGUCUGGCGGCCACACUAAAGCGCCUCUCUGCCUUUUACAAUGCCCAUGACCUGACUCGCUGGGAGCUCUAUGAGCCGUGCUACCAACUCCUGCGGAAGGCUGUGGAUACAGGAGAGGUGCCUCGCCAGGUGAUCCUUCCAGCCUUGAGUCUUGUCUAUUUUUCCAUCCUCUGGUUGCUGACCCACAUUUCUGGAUCUGAUGUUUCUGAGAAGCAGCUGUUGAAUUUGAAGGGCAGAAUGGUGGCCUUCUGUGAAGUCUGCCAGAGCUGCCUCUCAGAUGUGGACUCUGAGAUCCAGGAGCAGGCUUUUACCUUAUUAAGUGACCUACUUCUCAUCUUCAGCCCUCAGAUGACUGUAGGAGGAUGCGAUUUCCUUAGACCCCUCGUUUUUGUUCCUGAGGUCACUCUCCAGUCUGAGCUGGCCAGCUUCCUCAUGGACCAUGUCUUCAUCCAGCCUGGAGACCUGGGGUCAGGUAACUCCCAGGAGGAUCACUUACAGAUAGAGCAGCUCCACCAGCGGCGCCGCCUCCUGGCUGGGUUCUGCAAGCUGCUGCUCUAUGGGGUGCUGGACAUGGAGGCAGCCUCUGAUGUGUUCAAACACUACAACAAGUUCUACAACGACUAUGGCGACAUCAUCAAGGAAACAUUAACGAGAGCGAGGCAGAUUGACCGAAGCCAUUGUUCUCAAAUUCUGUUGCUGAGCCUCAAGCAGCUGUACACAGAGCUGCUGCAGGAACAGGGGCCCGAAGGCCUGAAUGAGCUUCCAGCCUUCAUUGAGAUGAGGGACCUGGCCCGGAGGUUUGCCUUGAGCUUUGGACCCCAGCAGCUACAGAACCGUGAUCUUGUGGUCAUGCUACACAAGGAAGGCAUCAAGUUCUCCUUGUCUGAGCUUCCUCCAGCUGAUUCCUCCAGUCAGCCCCCAAACCUGGCCUUCUUGGAGCUCCUUUCAGAAUUUUCUCCUAGACUCUUCCAUCAAGACAAGCAGCUACUCCUGUCCUACCUGGAAAAGCGUCUGCAGCGUGUCCCCCAAGUACCUGGCCAUCCCUGGGGUCCAGUCACCACUUACUGCCACUCCCUCAGCCCUCUAGAGAGCACUGCUGAGACCAGCCCUCAGGGCUACCCCCGCUCCAAGAAGAGGCGCAUUGAAGGCCCCUCGAUGCCGAAAGGAGAUGCCUCUUCCUCCCACGAAGAAAGCCUACAGCUGAACAGCAUCCCACCCACCCCCACCCUCACCUCCACCGCUGUGAAGAGUCGGCAGCCCCUGGGGGGGUUAGAAGAGGUAGAAGAAGAAGAGGGCUCAGCAUCUGAGCUCACCCACAGCCAGCCUCUUUCAGACACCCAGUGGCCCAGUUACUCAGGUCCACAGCGUUUCCACACUCCACUCCACUCUUCAGGUCCUGGACUGGGCAAUCGAAUGACCCGACUCAGACUAAUGGAGGAGGAGGAGGAAGAAGAGGAAGAGGAAGGGCUGGUGAUUCAGGAUGACUCCAGUGAAGAGUGGCUAGACACCGACAAGCAACCAAGUAGCUUUUCUUCCCCUGGUGAGCAGUGGCUGGACCUCUUGGAUUCUACAGAGGUGAACAUUGAGAAUGUGGUGAAAGUGAUGACGCACCCGUGUUCAGGCUGCCGCUUCCUGCCUCUUGAGAUCCUCCCUCUUGGAGCCCAGUCAUCUUGCUGCGAGAAAGCCCAGGCAGCCGCAUGA
Molecule: messenger RNA, 3834 nt
Organism: Orycteropus afer afer
Lineage: Eukaryota; Metazoa; Chordata; Mammalia; Tubulidentata; Orycteropodidae
Gene: STAG3
Product: stromal antigen 3
Exons: 33
Coding region: 1-3834 (1277 amino acids)
Biological process (GO): sister chromatid cohesion
Cellular component (GO): chromatin; nucleus; cohesin complex
Molecular function (GO): chromatin binding
Source: RefSeq, a predicted model, not a curated record